This is a messenger RNA of Mauremys reevesii (Reeves's turtle), 3218 nucleotides long. RefSeq names its product lymphocyte activating 3 (gene LAG3). Gene Ontology annotation, molecular function: MHC class II protein binding; protein tyrosine kinase binding. The transcript is spliced from 8 exons. Gene Ontology annotation, cellular component: membrane raft; external side of plasma membrane. NCBI's taxonomy places the organism in Eukaryota, Metazoa, Chordata, Testudines, Geoemydidae. The coding region runs from base 255 to 1769 and encodes 504 amino acids. The record is from RefSeq and is a predicted model, not a curated record. Gene Ontology annotation, biological process: T cell activation; interleukin-15-mediated signaling pathway; positive regulation of ERK1 and ERK2 cascade.
UGUGACGCAUCUUCUCAGUGCUGUGAGGAAAUUAGCUGCCCACCCGCAUUAUAAGGGCAUCUAGGGAAAGGCUUUGAUCAGAAUGAGAGAGAGCGAGUGAGAGAGCGAGUGAACGAGAGAGUCUGACCGACCCACUCACCAGCCCCCUUCUUUGUCCAGUCCAUGUCUCAUUCUCACUUGUCCCUUGAAGCUUUGGAUACAUUCUGGCAGUGAAGUGAGAGUGGAGACAUCCCCUUCGUCUCCUUGAUGCCACCAUGACAUUGGCAUUUAUGCCACUGUGUCUCGCCCUCGUGCUGCUGGUGACCAAUGCCAGCAGCACUUCCCCUGGAGCACCAAAGGAGCAGAGGGUGUGGGCCAAAGUGGGAGACCUGGUUGUGCUCCCCUGUCACCUGAGUCCUCAGGAGCUGCAGAGGAGCUGGAAGCAGCUGUAUGAGAAGACAGCUGUCCGCUGGGAGCGGCAUGGGGAAAGCUCCCACAAAGAGCCCCACAUGGUGCUGGAGGUCGAGUACAGUGGUCUCCUGAAAAGAGCCCGAUCCAUGAUGCCUCGAGCCUCAGUUAGGGAAACCGGCUUCCGCCAAGGGGACUUCUCCCUCUGGAUUGAGCCACUACUGAGUGAAGAUGCAGGCCAUUACGAGGCGCUGGUGAGAUAUGGCAAGGAGACUCGGCGCUGCCAGUUGGAGUUGGGCAUGGUGACAGUGACUGUCAAUCCCCCAGGCCUCCUGGUGGAAAUGGAGCCUCUCUUGCUAAACUGUAACUCCAGUCACCCAGCUAAGCUUGUGGGGAUGCGCUGGUUCCAUAAUGGUAGCCUGGUCCCCAUCUCCAGCAGGUUCCGUUCCCGCCAUGGGGCUCUAUCCAUCUCCAGGCCAACUGUGAGCGAUUCAGGGCCCUGGCGCUGCGAACUCACAUACUCAGAUGACGAGAGAGUUUCUGCCUCAUUCAACCUUCAAAUUCUAGGUUUUGCUGGCCCAGUCUCUCCUGUAGUCUAUGCGGCGGUAGGAUCUGCUGUCAACCUUCCCUGCCUCCUGAAUCGAGACCCCAGUGCUUCCAGCAUUCUAGGGGUGUCAGCCCGCUGGAGUCAUCUUGCAGGAGGGGAUCUGAAAAUAUGGGACAUCUCCAGGAAUGGGAGUAACUGGAGCUUCACCCUCCAUCUCCCUGAAGUGGGGCCACAGGAUGCAGGGCAAUACUGCUGUGCUGUCUCUAUCCAUGGCACGACCAUCACUAGGGACGUGACCUUGGCAGUGAUGACAGUCACCCCAAGUAUCAAAGGGCCAGUCGCUGAAGGCUCUCAUCUGCUGCUUAUCUGCAGCCUCACCCACCCCAGGGGGCACGAGCACUUUCAGUGGAGGCAACUGAGUUCAGGCCUCAGCAAUGGGAGCUCAUUUGAGGCUACUCCCAGGAGCCCAGCAGUCCAGCGCUACUAUCUGGGUUCCACCCUGGAACUGACCCAUGUGUCACAGGAGGAUAUCGGCACCUGGGAGUGCAGCGUCCAUGGCUCAGAAGGGAGGCUGGGAGCUGUGGAAUAUGAGCUGUAUAUUACAGGUGCCCAGCUCUCUGGUCCUCAUCCCAUUCUGGAUGGGCAGACCUCUUUUGGCCUUAUCCUUGUCCUCUUCCUCCUGCUUGUGGCCUCCAUCCUGGCUUUGGUCCUGCAGAACCGUAGGAUAUUCUCCCCAGCCUUCCCGGCACUGGAGCGGGUGGUUACCACAUCCACACCAGGGAAUGCAGGAAAGGAUGAAGGCCAGGAGGGGAAGAGCCUGCAGACAGAGUGCUGAUGGGAGAGAAGGCACAAAGGUCAAUCGGAAUGGCAAGCACUUCAAUGGGAAAACAAGACUCUGCUACACAGCUGGGGGAACCAUUCAGAUUUGUCCAGAGGGCAUGCAGGUCACAUGGACACAGCCUGGGGACCAUGCCACUGCUGAGGGAGUGGGAGUCAUAUGACAAAGGAGAUAGGAGUCAUCUGGGUGCAGGAAGGUUGGGAUGGGGGGUUGUACAGGUUUCUGAGCUUCCUUUUUGGAGAUGGACUCCAGUGUUCAUAACCUGCUUCAUUUCCACUUGUUUCUGUCGCACCCUCUGUCUCCCUCUCUUGGCCUUUCUCCUUCCUUGGAGGGGUGUGAGUGGCCUUAACAGAUGGGGAGAUUGGCAGAGACCUGGCUCCCCUUUGCCCACAGGGCAUUUAACUUCCUGCUCCCAACUUCCCUCUCUGUAUCCCAUAAGCACCCUGCUCCGGCACUUAUUCGCUGCCACAGCGGAUCCUGCAGCCAGAGAUAUUGCAUAGUUGAGUUUUUGUUAUAGUUUAUUAGCACUCAGAAGAAAAUAUCCUGCAAUAACCCCCCCCCCACACACUGGAAACCCUUUGGUCUCUGUGUGCAUUUGGGGUAAAAUGGGCCUGUCUAGCACAUUGUUUGCAUCUGGUUGUCUGUGUGAGGCAACUUCCCUGAAAUCUGCCCCCCUUCUGUGGAUUUCACUUUUAUUUUUGUUUUCCUGCUGUGGAUCGUUAGUUUCUGGCCUUUCAGGAGGGAAAACAAAAUGGCACCAGAGAAGGGAAAGUUACACGCUCUAUUCGUCCCUUUCUCUCGGGGGUGUGUGUGUGUGUGUGUGUGUCUCCACUCAUGAUCAAUUAAACAUCCCUGUCAUUUCCCCCCAGUUUGCGGCAUUAACCUGUCAAAUGACCCACACCAGGAUCCCUGCCGCGUGCAUCCAUUUCACUACCCUAAAGCCCGCUGUGGUCUCGCUGUGUACAGAACUCCCCUUUGCUUCCUGUCACAAAUUAUUGUGCAGGGCUGCUGUGUGACUGUUAAACAGCUGCUGUGUCCUACCCCAGAGGUAGCAGCAUUAAUUAUUAUUACUGCAGGCUUGCAAAUUUUGUAGCCUAUGUAGGCUGAAUGCAUUGCAUACACUAAGGGCUCUUUGCAUCCCCCAUUCCCUACCCCCUGUUCCUUGUGUGCCACUGUCCCAUCCCCCCUCUAUUUCAGGAACUCGCUAUAACAUCAUCCCCCUGCUUCAUGCCAGGGGUGUUGUUUGCCCCCUCCUCAUUACUAGGGUCCUCUAUUUUCUCCCAUGCCAGGGCAUCUGUGUCUCUUCUGUCCCUCUUACCCCUUACCAUUGUCCCCCAUUCUCUCUGUCAUGCCAGAUGCUUUGCAUACCUCCCUUGUCCUCUCCCUUGGUUGUUACACAAAAGUAAGGUUUUUGACACAGUCCCCAAUGACAUUCUCAUAAGCAAA